GUCGCUCCUGAGUUUUUCCUGUAUGAUUGUCAACAUUCCAACAUUUUACAUCGAACAAAUUGUGUCGCAUUUUAUUGUAACAAAAAAAAGGUUUCCGUUCAAUAUCUCUGAAAUGAACCAAAUAUUUAAGUUUUGUUGUACGAACAUGUAGUGAUAGUGUCGAUUGAUGUCAAAAGUUACAAUUUUCAUACCCUAUCGAUUACCCAACCUAACGUAAAACAAUGUUUAUGUGAUUUUCGUGUCGGAAAAGAGCAGUAAGAAAAAAACAAAAUGCAAGGAAAGAUGUAUUGCCUGGUAUCGGUAGUAAUAAUGUUAUGUGCAGUGGCCUGCGACUCAGCAAUUGUAAAGAGAAGUUAUUCGGAUCAAAGCGUUCGGGGAUACUUAACUGAGAGAACUUGUUGGUGGAACGAGGUUUGCAAAGAGGAAUUUCAACAACUAUUUCGUUGUAAAUGUCCGCAAUGGUCGUAUUGCAGAGCACCUGGACGAUACUACAAUGCAUAUUGUUCGAUGACCAAUACUGGGUAUAUUUGGACCCAAUAGUAGAUAAUUAUCGAUAAGUUAAUAUCGGUCAGUCACGAAUUACUAUAAAAUAUUAAAAUUCCAAUCACGCAAUGUUAUAUAUCGUAAUAUUAUAACUUAAAAAAGUAAAAUAAAACUUAAAUCAGAACGUUGACGACAGCA
Messenger RNA from Bradysia coprophila, 681 nucleotides. RefSeq lists its product as uncharacterized. Lineage: Eukaryota; Metazoa; Arthropoda; Insecta; Diptera; Sciaridae. The record is from RefSeq and is a predicted model, not a curated record.